Messenger RNA from Seriola aureovittata, 4683 nucleotides. RefSeq lists its product as uncharacterized. NCBI's taxonomy places the organism in Eukaryota, Metazoa, Chordata, Actinopteri, Carangiformes, Carangidae. The transcript has 7 exons. The coding region runs from base 190 to 2613 and encodes 807 amino acids. The record is from RefSeq and is a predicted model, not a curated record.
AGCAGCAGCGUCCAGAGUGUAGUGCCUCUCCGGGGCGGCAGGUGGCGGUAACCACCUCGGUCCGCUGGUACCGAGCCAAACGAGAGGGGAGCAGCAGAGUGGCGGUUCGCAGGGUGAGGACUGUCUCAGCUCCAGAAGUCUCCUGUCACUGUAGUGACUGUUACCGUGGAGGACUGAGCUCACGUUGCCAUGGCGAACAAGACUGAGGUCCACUUGUCAGACCAUACCUCCUCUCUGGAGGAAGAGGUAACAAAGCCCGCUGGCCGCAGACCCCGCCGCCGAGCCACUGCAACCAUAGGGAGGCGGGGUCAGAGAGGAAAGAGGCGGGGUCCUGCAGACAAGAGGCGGGGUCCUGGUGAGAAGAGGCGCGGUCAGAAGGAGAAGAGGAGGGCUCCGGAGGAGAAGAAGGAGGGUGUAACAGUGAAGAGGAUGUGGAGCGGUGGGAAGCGGCGGUGGGAUAAGAAACACUACUGUGUGUUCUGUCGCCGUCCGCAGGUGAAGAUCGCUCGGCAUCUGCUGAGGAAACACGCCGACCAACAGGAAGUGAUGGCUGCCAGCACACUUCCAACGGGCUCCAAACAACGGCACCUGCUGCUCGAGCACCUGCGCUGCAGGGGCAACUACCUACACAACAUCGAGGUGAUCAGGCAGGGCAGUGGUGAGAUCGUCCCGUGUCGUCAGCCCUCAGAAGAAGUCGAUGUUAGGAACUACCUGCCUUGCCCACUCUGCCUCGGCUUCUUCCUUCGCUCGGACCUCUGGAAACAUCAGGCGUCCUGUCGUAAGAAGCUGGCCUCUGACCCGUCCACAGACUCUGCGUCCACAGCAGAGACGACCUCUGAGCCCAUGAAGGACUCAACCUCUGUCUCUGCAGGAAAGUCGGUCCGUGACCGAGCAAACAACAGGACAUCCAAGUCCAUGGAGGACACACUGGCUGACCCCUCAGAGGACACAGUCACAACAGGCCAGACUGGGACCUCUGAGACCAGGUCCAAACGGCCCAUGACCUCUGACCCCAGUGGGGAUCAGAAUGUGACCUCUGACCCCGGAGCGGACCGGCCAAGGAAGCGCUGCAGGGUCCAGGCUGCGGCGUCCCGCCUCCUGCCAAUUUCCAGUGGAGCAUCUGAGAGCUGCAGCGAAGUCCUACACCGCAUGAACCAGGACCACAUCUCACAUCAGGUCAAAUCUGAUUGGCUGAUCUGUAAAUAUGGAAACAAGUUGAUGGGGAACCAAGAUGGCAGCCAGAAGAGGUACGAUUACAUCAGCCAGAAACUGAGGGAGCUUGGAAGGUUCCUCCUGGCUGCUAAAUCUCUGGACUCUGAUGUUCAGACCCUGCAGGACGUUCUGGCUCCGGGCCGCCUCAGCCUGGCGCUGGCUGCUGCCAGAAAGGCGUCAGGGUACCGGUGGAGCCGCCCUCCACUGGCCGUGAAGACGACACUGAAGACGGUUUGUGAGAUUGCCAUCGGAGAGAGUCUGCAGGAUGGAGACUGGGAGGCUGCAGCCAAAACCACAGACUUCUACCACAUGCUGGGACGAGAGUGGGACAACCUGGGGCUGGUGAACCCUGACCCUGACACAGUCGACCCAGAAGGAGAAGCCAAGCUGAAGAAACGACCGGUCCAGUCAAGGAACGAGAAGAAGCAUGUCGAGCCAGGUCCAGAACCUGACCCAAGACCACAGGUUCCGUCAAAGACCAGUAACAGACCCGUCACCUCCUUGAUUCCACCAGAGUCCAGACUGCCGACUCCUAUCACAGUCCCCGUGGCUCCCAGGAAGGUCCGGCGUCGCCCGUGGUCGUCUGCAGAGAAGGAGGCGGUCUGGAGACAGUUGGGAGUCCAUGUGCUUGUCCAAUCAGUACCGGGGAAGGAGGUGUGUCAGCGCUGCCUGGACCUGGAGCCUGUCCUCAGAGGGCGACACUGGAAAGACAUCAAGAAUCAGGUCCACAACCAAAUCCAGAGCCAAAAGAAGCAGCAAUUCCAUGCCCAGAUGGACGUUCAAGAGAACCAUGAACACCAGAACCAGGAACAUGUAGACCAAAGCCAGAGGAAGCAGCUGCAGCAAUACCAGGCCCAAAUGGACCAACAGGGCAAGGACCACACGCAGAACCAGAAGAAACAUCAGUAUCAUGCCCAGAUGGAUCAUCAUGACCAGGACAACAUCCAGAACCAGAAGAAACAGCAGUACCAUACCCAGUUGGACCAUCAGGACCACAUUCAAAUUCACAAAAAGCAAUUGUGUCAUGCUAGACUAGACCACCAGGACCAUAUUCAGGUCCACAAGAAGCAUCUGUACCAAAUGGACCAGCAGACCCAGGGACUGCAGACUGCACUGGAUCAGGACACGUCUUUACUGACGGGUACACCUUAUGAACCUGAUGGGCCUCAUCGACCCCCGGGACACUCACUUGUGGAGCGGGACCCCAUUAUCAGUCCAUAUCCACUUCCCCAUAGGGCCCCGGGGCCUCACAUGGACCAGUUGCUGUCCAGAACAGAGUGGACUGACGAGUCUCUGGCUCAGAACUACCCGGUCAGCAGGCAGCUGGCCAGGAACCUGCUCCAGGAUGCGCCUUCAGGAGGACCACCUCCCAAUCCACACACUGGACAUGUCCACUUCUGAUGGACCGCAAGCGCCCCGAGUACUAAUGACUCCAUUAGAUAAGGAAACAGAGACAGACCUGUCCCUGAACCUCCAUCACAGGAGCCCCACAACCCCUAACUGUGGGUGUAGUGUUAAUUUCACUUGUAAGUAGAAAUGUCCUGAUCUGAGUUCUGUAGUACUGCGUUUCUAAUGAGUCCAGUCCGGUCCUGAGUGUGGCUCCUUUAAUGGAUCCCACUGUGUUAAAACUACAGAAACCCUCACCCCCUCUGCUCUGAUUGUAACGCGGUGUCACAGACUGUUGCUUCUUUUACCUCAUAAACAACAAAGUCAUUGACCACUGGAGACAAUUGUCUCUUUAACCGGUCAGAGCUUACGUCAGGAGGGAGGAGGAAAGAUUCACAAAGUUCACAGUGUUUGGUUCAUGGUUUUGGGGCAUUGUCAGUUUCAACAGAAUCAAGUCUUAACAUUCAACUCUUAAUUAAAGAACAGGUUUUCUAAUCAGUGCAAACUAAUGCUAAGUCCACAUCGCUACAUUUUUAUUUUAAAACAGCGUUUUCAAACGAAAACAAUCUCUGUCCAGACGAACACACCUGAAAACACACACAUACCUGACCAUUCACAUACAUUUCAUUGUCUAGAUAGCUGCUAGCAAAGACAACAAGGUCAGUAACACAGUCAUUCAUUAUCAUGUUGUAUUCAUCACUGGUAGUCCAGGCUGAUGAGAGCCAAUCAGGAGAGACCGUGGGUGUGACAUCAUCGUUUACAAAAGUCUCAGUUUCUGUCCGUCCAGGCUACAACGCAAUCCCAAAGUUUUCAAAAUAAAACACAUCCCAAGAGUUUUCAAAAUAAAAUAGCAGCAUUUCCAGAAGCCUUUUUUCAGGGCUCAAAAACUCUGCAGUUGUGUGGACGGGAGGAAGAAAUGUGAGUUUUAAAACGAAACCGUAGUAGUUUGGAACCAAAGAAUAAAAACGCAGCACAAACCAAACACACAGCUGCAGAUCUUUGGCUAUAAACACCCACAAUGCUUCACUUCUUGACGUUGUCCAGUCUUAAUCUGCAUGAAGAGGCUGUUUAAUGCUGCAGACACACUGAGUGAUGUCUUCUUCAGUGGUCCAUCAUAUUAGGAGCAUCACUGUCAGCACUGUGCCUCUCACAGGUGACUAAAUCUGGACUGCUCUGGUACAGCAGGCCGACACCAUGCUGACAGACUCUGUUUUUUCUGCACGUCUCACUAUUUUCAAAUGAUCAAAAUGACUGAUACACGCCCCAAACCGAACGAGUGAGUCUUUUACUUGAACCUUUGCACCUCUAGUCAGUGGUGGACAAACGUGAGAAGCUGAUGCUGAAUGUUUUCUAUGUAGACCUCUCAUCAUCAUCAUCAUCAUCAUCAUCAGAGCAGAGAGCAGCAGGAACAGAUCAGGCCCCGCUGAGAGACCAGAGAGAAAUGCUGCUGAGGUGACUGGACGCAGUAGAACAUGUUAAAGAAAUGACGUGGUUAUGAUCGGCUUCAAUGUAGUUGAUACGUCUCAUUAAAAUACAGGAUCUGCUUGGGACCUUUCUACAUGUCAAAGAGAAUCUACCUUCCUCUUUUCCUCCUGUCCUCUGUCCCAGCUGAACCACUCUCUCCCCACAGAGAAAAUUAAAUCUUCUGUCCCUGUGUCUCCUGACAGUUUCAUCUUUUCAGUGAUGAAUACCUGGAAAGUUUCGUUUUAGAAGACACAGUGGAGAACAAGGCAGAACGUAGACCUUAAAGGUUCUGGAAGGUGUCUCCUUUUUGAGUAACAUUUUAUAUCUUUACAUGACAGAUUUGUCCUUUAAUGGUUCUGCAUCUCACCCAGACACCAUUCAGUGUUAUUGUUGUCAUGGUAAAGGCUGACAUCAACCUGCUGCUUUACCUCUGUGUUUUCUUCUGCCUGUCCCUGUCAAUGGGUCUGUGGACUCUGGACGGGUUCUACAGCCUCUGGUCAGGUGUGGUGGUUCGUAUCUUUCACCAGUAGGUGGCAGAGUUCUCAUGGAUCAGGUUACAACACACAGUUCAGUCCAGGAUAACUAAUGGUCUCUACAGGAGCAUAAAACCAUUUUACAGUA